AUGUUUCCAUUGCUGCAGUAUGAGAAGCAUGGAACGUGUGGAUCUCCUGUAAUCUUACAAGAAUAUGAUUACUUCUUGACAACUCUCACCCUUUUCUUCAAGUAUAAUGUCACUGAAGCUCUAGAGAACGCUGAAAUUGUAGCUUCCGAUAUCAGAAAGUAUCCUAUUCAAGAUGUCCUUAACGCAGUUCACUCGGCUUUCAAAGCAAAUCCAAAGCUUGCAUGCAUUAAAAACGGGAUUAUUAAAGAAAUGUAUCUAUGCUUUGACAAACAGUUCAAGCUACGUGAUUGUGAUGCUACAAAAUCAUGUCCCAAAUCUGUUAAACUCCCAAAAUUUCAUAAGCCACAGGAACCUGAUGUGAUUAAGAGAGCAAUCCCAAGAGUGAUUGAUAUUGAAGAAAUUAUGUAGCUUCAUUUUGGGCCUUUGCAAAAGAUAAGAAAUAUUCUUGAAGAAACUAUGCAAAUUUUAUUGUAAAUGCUUCAAUUACCA
Molecule: messenger RNA, 489 nt
Organism: Cucumis melo (muskmelon)
Lineage: Eukaryota; Viridiplantae; Streptophyta; Magnoliopsida; Cucurbitales; Cucurbitaceae
Product: ribonuclease 2-like
Exons: 5
Coding region: 1-408 (135 amino acids)
Biological process (GO): RNA catabolic process
Cellular component (GO): extracellular region
Molecular function (GO): ribonuclease T2 activity; RNA binding
Source: RefSeq, a predicted model, not a curated record